This is a messenger RNA of Trichomonas vaginalis G3, 1302 nucleotides long. RefSeq names its product protein ubiquitination. The coding region runs from base 1 to 1302 and encodes 433 amino acids. The record is from RefSeq and is a predicted model, not a curated record. The transcript has a single exon. Lineage: Eukaryota; Parabasalia; Trichomonadida; Trichomonadidae.
AUGGUUCAAGUGAGAGCAUUGUGCAAUGAAAUAGAACGUGUAAGCAUUCUUAAAGAAUGCGGUAAAUUAAAGAUCAAAAUAAAUGAACAAAUAAUCGAAACAUUGAAGUCUUCCGCAGUUUGUUUUUCAGAUUUCAUUAAAGAAAAAUGUAUUUUGAAUAAAUUAACAUCUUCUAUUGAAUUAAAUAUAAAUAUAAAGUGCAAGGAUUCAAUCAACAUACUCAAAAAGUUUAUUGACACCGGAAUCCUUGAAUUUCAAGAAGAUGAGAAUCAUUAUCAUGACAUAUUUUUAUUUGGAAAACAUUUUAUGAAUCAGAUUUUGAUACAAAUGUAUAUUAGACACGUUAAAUCAGAUAGUUCCAUUACAAAUGAAAAUGUAUUUCGUAAAUAUGAAAUUUCUCUUAUUGAAAAAGAUAUAACAGCACAAAAUCAAUGUCUUGAAUACAUUUCAUCACACCUAUAUUGCUUGAAAGACAAUGAUAUUAUUGAAAAUACUGUUGAAUUUGGAUACGACUUUUUUGAAAAAGUUUUAACAUCUAAAUCAUUAAAAAUCCAAAACGAAGAUAAACUAUGCAUGCUACUCCUCGAAAUUUGCAAACAUGACAAUAAGUUCUUUGAUUUAUUUAGACAUGUUUCAUUAGAAUAUUGUACACCUCAUAUAUUUGAAGAAAUUUAUAAUUUUUCGGUUGAAAACUCAUUCGAAUCAAUUCUUCUAAAGAUCUAUAAAGAUACACUGAAACACUAUCAUUCAAGUAUAAGAAAUAAAAUCGAACUAUCGAAUGAACCAAUUUCAUCAUUUGAAAAACACAUCACUAAACCAAAGUUUGAAAUUUCAAAUAAUCCAAUUAAUGUAUAUGAAUAUAGAUAUGCAGAAAUAUCAAAAGAAAUUAAGAUGGAAUUUACUUCAUCACCUGUUUGCUGUGGAAAAAUAACAGAUAUAAAUACUUAUACAAAUCAUGAAGAUUUCCAUACAAGAUGGAGUUCAAAUGAAUGGAUUCGUGCUGAUCUCAAAGGAUAUAAAUUAAAACCAAGUUCUUAUAUUUUACUUUCAGCAUACAAAGAUAACAGUCUUUUAAGAUAUUGGAGGUUAGAAGGUAUAAAGGAAGAUGGAUCCACUGUUGUAUUAGAUAAUAAAGAUUAUGCUUUUAAAAAUAUGGAAAUCAAAAAAUUUCCACUCCAAACAAACGACUAUUUUAUUGCUUUCAAGAUAAUUCAAACAGGUAAGAAUCAAUGCAAUGGUGUCAAUAGUCAUGAAUUAACUUUACAAGUUUUUGAUUUCGUAGGCGAAUUAAUUAAAUUGUAA